UCUUGGUAAAACAUCUCUCACUACUGUCUCACUGGAUUUUACCAAUUUGAAUGAAGAAAAUAAUUGAUUUUAUUAAUGACUAAGUAAUUAUUUAAGUAUUAAAGUAUUAUUUGGAUUGAAAUAAGAUGUGACAACUCUUUUGGGAAAACGACUACGUAUUGGUAUUGUCUGCAUAUUUUCUAUUGGACAUUGUUUUUGAUGAUGAGUGUCUUAAAUAGGCACAUGUGCUUGAAAGUAGCGGAAUGACAACGGAAAGACAACCUUGCAACGAUUAUUCGACUCUCAGGACACUGGUUGAUGUCCAUAAGACAAUGCCGGUGGUUAAAGUUGAGAAAGAUUCAUCCUCCGAUGUUUCUCCAUCUAUUGCCAGUACCCCCACUGAUGAAAUUCCAAGAGGUCGUCGGAGGAAACGGCCCCUUCAACGAGGCAAACCACCGUACAGUUACAUCGCUCUGAUUUCUAUGGCCAUCGCUAACUCUCCGGACCGUAAACUGACUUUGGGGGGGAUUUACAGAUUUAUCACAGAAAAGUUUCCAUUCUACCGGGACAACUCCAAGAAGUGGCAAAACUCUAUACGCCACAACUUGACACUUAAUGACUGCUUCAUCAAGAUACCGCGGGAGCCCGGGAGACCUGGAAAGGGUAACUACUGGGCACUUGACCCCAAUGCCGAGGACAUGUUCGACAGUGGAAGCUUUCUCAGGCGAAGAAAACGCUUCAAGCGAUGCGAUUUAUCCACCUACCCAGCAUACGUCCACGACUCCCCUGUUUUCACACAGAUGCCGGUGACCCGGACUUCGUAUUCCAGCUCCAUGUAUUCCAACGUGGCAGUGAACCCUUCUUACGGCCAGCAAAUACCGUCGCCAUACUACCCACCGUCUUCACCGAACUUCAAUGCCAGCCAGUCCCGAAUGUUUGGCAUCAGCAGCUUCAUAGGGCAUCACAGUGGUAUGGGAUCGGGCACUGACCUAAUCCAGCAACCGAGUGGCAGUUUCAGCCCGGAUCUGGGCUCAGCCAACUCCUGCAACCUGCCUUGCGCGGGCUUUCAAACCCAAUCUUGCAGAGGGGCGAUGCUGUCCCGAGCCUCCAAUCACACGUCUUUCUCUUACCCCCUGCCAAAUGGACACAUGUCAGGACAGAGCACAUAUCCACAGGCGAACAAUCAGAUUUACGCGCCUUCGAGUCGAUUUGGGAUUGCCGGAUCUUCUAUCGUAACAAAUGACUGUGUGGACCCAUACGGGAGAAUGUCUCCCGCUUUGCCCCCGUCGUUAGCUCAGUAUAACAGCGGUGACACUAACCCGUAUCUGAGACACCAAGCAUAUUCUGGUAACAUGGAAAGGUUUGUGUCUGCAAUUUGAUAAAGUCUAAAUAACACUUGUAUGUUUAAUUUUAAUUGAUACAUUGGUUAGUUCGAUGUUCGUGGGCGAAUUUAUUUUCCUUUUAGGUGUGCUGGCCUGUUUACAGGGGAAUACAAGUAUCCGUUUGGUUGAACUGAUGACACUGUUAGCCUAUAUCUCUAUUUAGUCACAAAAAGGUUGCACGUUUUAUUUUUAUUCUCCUGCCACAAAAAUCCCACCACUGCACGAGCCCUGAGUGCACAUCGGUAGUGAUUUAAACUAUAUUUAAGAACCUGAUGUGAGUUAUUUUCUGAACUGACCAUUUUUUCUGAUGUGAAUCUCAUGUUAAUAUUUUAUUUGAAUCUGCGACUAAAUGAUGCCAUUAAUUAACUCAGACAUUACCGUUUAUCUUUUAUAACCACUUGACAGUGUGUGUUUGUUUUAUGUCAGGCCUAUAUAGACCUACGAAUUCCAGUUUUCUCAGUUGUUUGCUGUAUCAAAUUCGCUCUGUUUCAUAUACUUCAUGAGAAAAUAAAAAACGAUAUCCACAAAGAA
Conger conger (European conger) is the source of this 1892-nucleotide messenger RNA. RefSeq names its product forkhead box E1 (gene foxe1). NCBI's taxonomy places the organism in Eukaryota, Metazoa, Chordata, Actinopteri, Anguilliformes, Congridae. The transcript has a single exon. The record is from RefSeq and is a predicted model, not a curated record. Gene Ontology annotation, molecular function: DNA-binding transcription factor activity, RNA polymerase II-specific; RNA polymerase II cis-regulatory region sequence-specific DNA binding. Gene Ontology annotation, biological process: regulation of transcription by RNA polymerase II; anatomical structure morphogenesis; cell differentiation. Bases 243 to 1358 code for a protein of 371 amino acids.